CCUGUCGGCGACGAUAACAUCACGAACGCCGGUGCGGUCGGCGGCCGAUCCCUAUUGGCCACAGCGGCGGCCAUACACUCGGCCAGCGGUGGCGCCGGCGGUGCGACCGGAGUCAGUGCCGGACACACCGGCGCUCGCAAUGUGGCCAUUGAAGGCGGUGUCGGCGCCCGAGUCAUGAGAAACGCCAACGACUGGAAGUGGGCUAAACAGGACGGAGGCGAAGGCCAUUUGGGAACCGUUCGCAACUUCGAGUCGGCCGAAGAGGUGGUGGUCGUGUGGGACAACGGAACCGCUGCCAACUAUCGGUGUUUGGGUGCCUAUGAUUUGCGGAUUGUGGACAGCGCUUCCACCGGUGUCAAACACGAGGGAGCGAUGUGUGACUUCUGUAAACAGUCGCCAAUCUUCGGCAUACGCUGGAAGUGUGCCGAAUGUAUUAACUACGACCUGUGCUCUCUGUGCUACCAC
Molecule: messenger RNA, 465 nt
Organism: Medioppia subpectinata
Lineage: Eukaryota; Metazoa; Arthropoda; Arachnida; Sarcoptiformes; Oppiidae
Source: the annotation of a GenBank genome assembly